UAGGGUGCUGAGGGCGGCGCGCGCGCGGAGCGGGGCCAGUGCGCGUGCGCAGCCGCUCGCCCGGGGGAGGCGGGGCAGAGGAGCGGACACGCGCAUGCGCGCGCCCCGGGGCGGUCGCGGGCGGAGGGGGCGGCUCCUCGAGUGUCGGCGACCCGAAGGCCGAGCGGCAGGCAGGCGGGCGGCAGGUGCCGCGGCCGGGCGCCGCUGCCUCGUCGCGCGUCCCCGCGAUGAGCCUCGUUUCGCGGCCUGCCCCUGCCGGCUGCUGGUCCGCGCGGGCCUCACGGCGUGACCUGGGCCUCGUGGCGUGGCGGGCCCCCGCGGCGCGACGCGGGCCCUGAGCGGGAGCGGCGGUCCCUCCCGCUGCCCAGGCCUCGCCCGCCAGCGCUCCUCGAUGUCUCCCCGGCGGGGAGGACGCUGCCUGCGACACCCGCCGAGCGGCGCCCCCCGGAGCGCCCCGCUGCCGCCCCGCGGGGACGAUGAGGGCGGAGGGCGCCGACCACUCGAUGAUCAACCUGUCGGUGCAGCAGGUCCUGAGCCUCUGGGCCCAUGGCACGGUGCUGAGGAACCUCACGGAGAUGUGGUACUGGAUCUUCCUCUGGGCUCUCUUCUCCUCUCUGUUUGUCCACGGUGCUGCAGGCGUGCUGAUGUUUGUGAUGCUGCAGAGGCACAGGCAGGGCAGAGUGAUCUCCAUCAUUGCUGUCAGCAUCGGGUUUCUGGCUUCUGUAACUGGAGCAAUGAUUACUAGUGCAGCAGUGGCCGGCAUCUACAGAGUGGCUGGGAAGAACAUGGCCCCCCUGGAAGCCCUGGUGUGGGGCGUGGGGCAGACUGUACUGACACUUAUCAUCUCCUUUUCAAGGAUCCUCGCCACACUUUGAGUUCUGAGGGAAUGUCUUCUUCACUAAGGAAAUGGGUGUACAGAUUCCCCGGAGAGGUAUUGUUAACCAGCUGAAAUGAAGUGCUACAAGCAGGGACCCAGCAAGUUAAAGCCUCAGAAGACCGUGAGCCGUGUCGAAAGCCUGCCCUCUGGCGUCCAAGCGAUUGCACUACCGCACUGCACCUUAUGUGCCUCCAUCCCAGGCAAGGUGCACAAGACAGUAUGUGAAGCUGCAAGAAAAAGCACCUUGUUUAGCUGCCAAUCAGGUUAACAUUGGUGUUGAAAUCAUCGUUCUCAACAGUGUUGUGUUAAGUUACAGGAACGUUUUUGAGAAAUUGAUCUAUGUGCCAAACUUUCCUUUCUGUUAACAUUGAUCAUGUGACAGUUUGCAAGUGUAAACGUAGGUGAGUGCUGUGAAUAUCCUUGACAUGGAUUCAGGUAAUGUAGCCAGGCUUUGCUUUGUCAUGUUAACUCCCACAUGAAUGUUGGAUAGUGGCUUUCAGUACUAAGGAAGGUGUUCGGUUCAUAAAGCUGAGUGUUUCUGGGACUUGGGGCUUUAAUAUGUCUCUUGUGUUAUUGUUCUAUUUAUGUGAAAACCACUAGCCUCCUAGUGAGCUAGCUGAGCUGUUCUACAGACUCAUAGGCUUGUAGGGUGCAUACUUUUCAGUAACCUACACCUUUCAUGGUUCCCUCAUAUGUCAUCUUCUAUUUAUAUGGGUCAAACCUUUAUGAGUCAGACACAUUGUCACUUGUGUGUCAUAAAAAUAUAAUUUACAUUUUUCUUAUAAAUUUUGUAAGGAAAAGUCUGAAAUGCAUGUUGCAUUCUUCAAACUUUCUAAAGGUUUUUGCCUCCCACCUCACAAAACCUUCUAAUUCAUUGCAGUGCGAUUGUGUGUACUGUGUAUGUGUCUUGGAUGUCUUGGGUUCUGGAGUACUAACUGCUUUGAGAGUGGCCUAAAUUAGGCUCUGGGAUUAAGAAUGCUUCAUUUAUAGAAAAAUAAGAAGUACCUUGCAUAGGAAAAGCAGUAAACUGUGUCCCUCUGUGUAUGUGGCAGGGUAAGAAUUACCCUUGGGAAGUCUGGGGAACUGAGUGGAUCAUUUUCAAGUUGGCAGUUAGUCUGAGUAUAUCAAGACAGCACAGAACCUUUAUCUAAGGGGGAUAUUAGUAGUAUGAUAUAAGUUUGCAUUUCUAAGUUAUUACCUGAGUGGAAUAGAGUCUCAGGUCACAUUCAUUAACAGUGGAAGUGUACUUUGUUUAUAAAACCUUUUAGGAGGUUUAGAAAAACACGCAGUUGUUUAUUACAAAUGCAAGAAGUUGGGAAAGUGCAGACCUUGGUUGAAUUGAGUGUAUGUGUGUGUUAACCAGUUGUAAUUACAAAUGUGCUAACUUAAGAGAAGACCCAUUGUAGAAAUUAUAAAUUUAUAGGUAAUCUAAAUAGCAUAGCACCUUGAGCUCCUUAACUUAAUUUGGUUGAAGGCUUUUAUUAUCCAUACUCCCUUUUCUCUAACAAAAGAAUAUAUUGUCAGUUUUUGGAGGAGCUGCUUUUGCCAGUGCAUCAGCCAACUUAGACUUACUAAUAAUGUGGCUUGGAAAUUUAACAACCCAGAAAUCAACCAAUAAGCAGCGUUAGAGAUGUCAGAAAGCAGGUCUGAAAUUGACCCCUUCUGUUGUGUCCAGGCCUACUGUUCUUCCCUGGCUUCCUUUGUAUUCUUGCUCUUUUCUAAACUUAAACGUAAGCAUUUUUUCCACAUAACCCUGGUUCUCCUCUCCUGUUUGGCUGGCUUUGCUCUUGUCAGCAACUCAGAGCUUUGUGGGCCAGCGUGAGACUCAACUGUCACUGACAUUGUACAGAACAAAUACUUAUUUUAACAUGGUUAUUUUAUCUAAGAAAGUUAUCAUGUUAAAGUAAUACAGAGCCCAUUGUUCAAAUCUAAAACUAACUAAAAAUUAACUUGACACCUUGAAUAUGUGAAUGAAUGGACCAAAGAGAUUUGAGCUUGUUUAGUGCUCUAGGAUGAAAAUCUAAGAGGGUUAAUUACCACUUUCUGGACUGUCCUGCAGUCAUCUCAUUGUCAAGCUGAUUUGCAUUAAGGAUUGUGUUUGUGUGGUGCACUUUUAAUUUGAGGGGCAUUUUUAGUUUCUUCAGUUAUUCCCAUUGGGAUUUUGUAUAACUAUCAUUCUUGGUAUUUUGAAAUGCAGUUGAGUAGUGUGGAUUUAUGAAACUAUCUAUCUAUUUAUAUGGGGAAGUUUUCAAGAAGCUGUUUCUUAUAGAGACAAAGUGUUUAAGGAAAUACAUAUAUUCACAUAAGUAUAUCAUUAUAUAUACAUAUAUAGGUAGCUAUAUAUGAAUACAGUCCAAUUGGAAAGCUUUGUUUGAUGAACAUUUUCCUGUUCUUCUGGAGAAGUUGGUAUAUUUGUUCAAUUAAAUGAUCUUUUAAAUAUUUAAGGUUUUGCUGGAGACCCUUGAUUUGGACCUGACAGAAGCCCUCACUGACAUAGUUAGUUCCAUUUUCUUAAAAACUCAGCCAUGAAUUAGCAGUACAUUUUCUUCUUUAGCACCACAGCCUCAUGGGAGCUAAGAGGGGAGCCUGAUAACUUUCCUGGGAAGGGGGUGCAGGACAUGGGCCCUGAUACAGUUCCAUUGGCCUCUCAGGAGACAUGGUUAACGUAAAUCCUCAUGUAUAUCAUCCAGUGUUAAAGUCUUACCUAGGACCUUUCUUCCUAUUUGUAACACAGCAUUCCAUGGCUCCUUUUCUAAGCCUUCAGGGGAUCUUUUGUGAAAGAAAGGAAAUAAGGUGUAUUGUGAAGAACAAAGAUAAUAAAGAUCAGAGAAUGCUGUAGGAAACAGUGCUUCAAGACCUUCCAUUUGCAACUCGGAAGGCUGGGUGCCUUCUUUGAGAGGCCAAGGCUGGUACUCACUAUGCAGCUCAGUUUGCUGAGUUCUGUUGUAUAGAUCCUAUGUACAAGGAUGGCUGAAAUAGGAUUCCCUGAGUCUACCAGGAACUUACAAACAAUUUCAAACCCUAAAAAGGUUGGAAUAGUACCUUACUGCUUCCUGACUACUCAUCCUUUCUCCCUCCUGAGACCUCAUUUUUCUUUUUCCAUCUCAGCCUCUGAGUUGGACAUUUCAGUGUCUUAGAUGUUGCUCUGAACUAGGGGACAAGGACUAGACUUUAAGCGAGUGGGACAGGCUGGCGUCCAUGCUCUGUCACUUUGUUCACUUUGAGCAUCAUUUAACCAUUCUCAGCUUCAGGUCUCACUUUGAAUUGAUAAAUACCUCCUGUGGGUAAACAGUAUGUAUCUGACAGUAAGUCAGUAGAAUUCUAAAGUUAUAUUUUGCCAUACCCAUUGGGAUGGGAUUUUGUGAAAUUCACCUUCAUCCAUUUCUAAUUUUUUUCUGCAUGUUUUAAGAAAAAAGACUUUCAUAUAAUUUUACUUUCAUUACCUCCUCUUUGCCCCUUUAAAGUCAACAGAUAACUUUUCUAAGAAGCCUUUGGAGAGUUGAUGGUGGUGAGCAUGGUGGGUAAAUAGGAAUACAUUACAGGUUCUAGUCACCACUGGUUAAUGUAGAAAGAGUUGGAUAUGGCUAGCAUUUCCUCCUUGACUUUUGGCUUGACUCAGAAUAUCCAUUGACUUGGUUCCGUAUGCAAAGUACUGCCCUUGUACUAGCUCCUGCCCCUCCUGGUUAUCUGUCAUCUGUCACUGUGAGCAUGGCUCUGGCUUCUGUCUGUCUGUCUGUCUGUCUGUCUCUCCCUCCCUUCCUUCCCUCCCUUCUUCCCUCUCUCUCUAUCUCUCUCUCUUCCUCUCUCUCUCCCUUUCUUCCUCUCUCUCUCCCUCUCUUAUUUAACUAAAAAAAAUACUACUAUUGUAAAUUUGGGUAAUGAGGCUAAAAGCUCUUUCUGAAGUGUCUGCAGACAACAUUGCUCUUGCCAUUGAAAACAUUUUUCAUUUUUUAAGACUAUCUCAAAGCAACCUUUGGAAACAUCCCUAUUUAAUCUGUUUAAAAGACAUAAAGAAUAUGGAAACAUCACUGAGGAAUUUCUGACAAUGGCUUUAGAUUACAGAGAAGUAUGGUAACAUAGGUUGAGUAGGAUUGGCUAGAUUACUGUUUGUUUUUAAAAUCAGGGGCUAUAUUCUCAGUCGUUAGACUUGACAGUCAUCCAGUAGUCUCCUAAUUAUCCAUAAUUUCUCACCCUUUGAAACUGUUCAGGAUAUAAAGGACAUUAUUCGAUUUUUAAAAUCUAAUGUUUCUUAAAUGUGCAAUACCAUUUCUAACAGAGGGAAAUUCAAAGGGGGGGAAAUUGUUACAGAGGCUAAUACACAAAAACAUGAGCAUAUGAAAAAAAUUCACUGUUAUGCAAGCAUAGUUCCUCCAUCCUGUUAAGACUGUAAACCACCAUGGAAAGAGAAGUUUGCUCUAGUGAGUGUGGGCUCUAGUGAGUGUGGGCUCUAGUGAGUGUGGGCUCUACAAAACACAGGUGCUCACAGCAUAUUGUGUGUGUGGCGAGGGGGGGGGGAUUUGUCCUUCCUUGAGGACCCUGUGUUCUGUAGGUGAUACAGUGUGGUGGGUUAGUUGCUGAAUUUGCCUAUCUUAGAAUAUAGCUGGAAUCUGUUUGGGAGAAAUUAAUGCUUCCUAUAUGAAAUGUUUUCAGGAAGCAGGGUGCUGCACUGGCUAUGUCUUUCUGAGGGCAGUGGCAGCACUCAUCUCUCUGAGCAAGCCAAGCUGUGAUGCAGAGUCAUUUCUUCAUUAGAUCGGCUUUCACAUUCUUUACCUAUGUAUGUGGCACAUGUGUUGAACAUACAUAAUGGCCUUUUUGGUUUUGCAAACUAAUAUAUUUAGCAGUUUUUCUAACAAUUCCUCUCCUUUCCAAAGCAGAUACCAUACAUCCUAACUUAGAUGUGUACAGUCCUUGACAGAAGGUGAAAUGCUGGUCUAGAGAGACUGUUCAGUGCCCAUGUUUAUGCUGUAGUUAUUAUCUCAUUGAAAAGGAUGCAUUGAAGGCACAGGGGUUGGGGGAUAGGCAGGCAGUCCAUGUGAUGCCCCCGUUUCCCUUUAGAUGAUAUCCUGGUGUGUCUAGGCUCCGUGAUACAGCCAUUCCCUUUCAGGGACUGCCUAGGUCUGUACUCUGAUGCUGAUCAUCUGGACCCCAUGAGCAGAGUACUUUCCCUCCUAGACCUGUACUGGGGGGUCUUUUCAAGACUAACUUGUUUAGAGGCUUGUCUAAAUGAACAGUAGCUUGGGAAAGCUACUGAUGUGUAAAGGUUUUGUUUUGUUUUGUUUUGUUUUGUUUUUAAGUUUUAUAUUUUUGAGAUAGAGUCUCACUCUGUAGCCGAAACUAGCUUUGAACUUGUGAUCCUUCUGUCUCAGCCUGUCAGGUACCAGGAUUGCAGGUGUGUACCACCGUGCAUGGCUCCUCCUUUUUAAGUCAAAGUGUUUACGUUUCAUCACUGAAAGUGGUUGGGAUAGAAUAGUUUUAAAGUUUUCUUCCUAGAAAGAAAAAUACUCUUGUUUGCAUAGGUUUUUUUUUUUCAUAGUGUUUGUGAUAGUAGAUGUGUUUUCCAUGAAGAAAUUUAGGAACACUCUCACUCUUUCCCUGUACACACCGUUAGUCAUGAGCUCCACCUGUUUAGAUGAACAAAUAGGAAGCUCCCCACAGCUCAUUGUAGCCGUAUAAUCUGGCAGAAUGUUCACCCGCGGUUCUAGCCUAAGUCUUAGCCCCUGCCUUACGAUGUCUCUGUAUGAGAGAGCAGCUUUAGUUGUAUGCUGACAUGGCUUUGUUAAAGUAGCAUAAGUAUAGCUGAUCUAGCAGAUAUUAAGAACCUAAUUGCACCAGCCCACUGAUGAACCAUUUAGCUAAACCACAGUAUAAUUUUUUUAAAAGCUAAAUGAUAUCUCAGUGCCUUGAAAGUUAAGAACCUUUUGCAAAGUGGACUUAAGGAGGUCUGGGGUUUGGCCAAUGCGCUGGCUUUGUGCACACCACCUGCAGCGAUUCCAGAGCUUAGAGUGGGCUACUGAGACAAGUCUAGCUACUUACGUUUCACAGUUCCAGUUCCAUAGAAAUUAGCCACUAUGACAGAUGACAGCCGCUUUUACAGUCCUUCACCACAUAGGGGCAUUUUCCUCAUCUUCUUUCUUUUUUUCCAAGUAAGUAUGAAAUUAGAAAAAUGUAGUCAAACAAAUUAAAUGCGGGAUUUUAAAGUUGAGUUUUACGUAAACUAGAGAUUCCGGUGUGGACAGUGUUAGUUUAAUAUUGUAGUACAAAGGCAGACACUUUAUGUAACCUUUAGAAAUAUGUUUACCAUCAGGGAUUUAUUUUUACAAUAGAAAUACUAAAUGUACUGUGAAGCUUAAAGACAGGAAGAGUAGACGUUGGAGGGUGAUAUACUCAGACAAAAGUGUGUUUGAUGAAGUACCCGCGGUAUGUGAACACAAUUUCCCCUUCUGUUAAGACUAUAAACUACACUGUAUGAGUAUGUGUAUUGCAUGUUUACAUAAAACAAUUUCAUUUUGAAGGAUUAUUUAAGCUAUGUUUAUAUGUAAUACCUAACAGGUUGUAAAUAUUGUAUACUAUUGAUUUUUAAUUUUAUAUGAGCGAUUUUUUUAUUUCCCAAGUCAUGUACAAAUCUCAUUGUGUAUAUAGUAUAACUCCUGGAGACACAAAUUUUGCAGUGAAUUUUAAGUAUUUUAAUCGCAGUAAGCAUCAGGUUAGCCUCAGAGAUGCUGGUCCUUAUUUUAAAUUAUUUUUCACCACACAUUUUCUUCAAAGGGCAGCAAUAAACAUAUGCAAGUUAUUUUGAUUCUUGAAAGUUGGCCUCAGAAGAUAGGAGUGCAGUUCAAUUCAUUGCUGUAAUGGAAAGAUGCACAACUUACACCAUCUGCGUCUGGUCCCAGGACAACUUCCGAGAUCCAUCUGCACAUGGCUCUCCUCUUUGUAAUAUACAGGGUGAACUGCUGAAAAUACACAGAACAUCUGUUAAAGUGAAUCCAGCACUUCAAUGUCAUUACACAGAAUUUAUUGGAUUAAAGUUUGUAAUAUACAGUAUUUUAAUAAAGUUUCUGUAUUCAAUUUCAUGCACUUAUAUAUAAAUAAACCUGUCUUUAAAAACUUUAUA
Molecule: messenger RNA, 7988 nt
Organism: Mastomys coucha (southern multimammate mouse)
Lineage: Eukaryota; Metazoa; Chordata; Mammalia; Rodentia; Muridae
Gene: Tmem170b
Product: transmembrane protein 170B
Exons: 3
Coding region: 477-875 (132 amino acids)
Biological process (GO): negative regulation of canonical Wnt signaling pathway
Cellular component (GO): plasma membrane
Source: RefSeq, a predicted model, not a curated record